AGCUCGUUAUAUAAUUUUGUUAGCUUUUUUGUGAUAAAUCAACAAUUAAUCAACUUAUUAAUUCAAAAGCAAAACACGAAUAAAGCGACACACGUUUAACAUCAGAUAGCUAAAAAGUUGACUUCGAAGGGAGAAUAGUACUACCUUGUCUAAAUUAUUGUAUCAUGUUUCUAUCCCAUUUCAUUUUUUAUGGAACGGAACAUAGAACACCAAAUCUGUUGACCGGCUAAAAUCCAGAAAGGAGAUAACUUUCCAGAGCUUGCAGUGUGCGAAAGCUCUUUCAAAUAUUUACAAUUACGCAAUGCUUCAACAUACAUAUGUACAUGUAGAUAUUUGAAUUAUAAUGUUUCACUAUAAUUAUGAUUGCAACUUCCCAGAAGUGUUCCAAACAACCAAGAGAAAAAAAUCGGGAAAAGAAUUCUAUUCCAGCUUCCACAUAAAUCAUGGAACCACGCUCGCUAAGACAUGUUGUUCGGUGGGGUAUGAAUACUUCAGCUCUGAACGUUUUCGAUGCAAUACUCGCGGUGGAAGCAGAGUAAAGGGAAGACCACUGCGCCAUUGAAAAGAGCGGGUGGGGAAGGAUCGGUUGGCGUCAAACUAUCAAAAUAUGGAAUGAAUCGUGCGCUAUUUUUAACUCGCGUAAGCCUUGAAUACGCCACUACGGAAGAAGCUGGAGGUAUGCGACUUGAGAACACCCUGCAAUUAACCGCCAAUAUUCAUGUCAACCUGCAAAACGAUUCAUCCCGCCUUUCACUGGAAAUGGAGAACGGCAAAAUGCCUUCCGUACGGAUUGCAAUAAACAUAAGGAAAAUUCGCUCUGCUUAGGAGUCAAACGUAAGACCGCUGAGACAGCUUUAGUUCGCAUUUUUAAAAAAGUCUAUUGUUCUGAUAAAAUUGGAAAAGAAGGAAAUGGUAGGUAACCUGACCAAUAUCUAAACAGAAUCCUACCACUAUCUCCGAUUUGUGUGUAUUGCGCGUUGAGGUGAUGGAGCUACACUUGCAUAACUUAUCGCUUUCAUGGUAUGUGUGAAGAAAAACGAAAGCGAAAAGAACCAAAACUCGCAUGGCUUUUUCAAUUGCAAGUGCGUCUUAUUUCGCAGAGAGAGCUUCGUGUAGAAGUGGCGGUAAGCCACUCAAAUCAACACUUCACACUCGCUUUGUUUUUCAUAAUUCAUUCUCCUUCCGGCGGCAAUUUAAUUUGCGAGCGCAUGAAGCAGAAACAAAUGAUAAAAAUAGCAUUUAGCGAAGUUUUUGCUUUGGGACGCUGUCACUGGAAAAUGCACACCACAUGCAACUGUCCCUGCAUAUUCCUUAAAAGGCUUACAUGCACACAUAUGUAUGUUUGGACAUCUUUGUCUAUGAACCACUUGACAACGAAAGCGGAUAGGGGCAAACGGUGUGCCAAGUGGCUGCUCCACCUAGUUUGCUUAGGGCCGCAACGCCUGCAGGCCGCUGCUACCCGAGCAUAUGGUGAAGCACGUGCUCCAACAUGCUAAUGAAAUCUUAUGGAAAGUGUAAACAAAAUCAACAGAGUGGUGGGAAAAUAAAGGCGGUCGAGCGCGGCAAGCGACAGGACAACUGACAUACAAAUAACAGCGACAAGUGAGGUUAUGGUGCAAAGAAGAAGCAUCAGAAAGCCGGCUAUGUAAAAUAAAUGCAUUUUAUCCGCGCAUACGCAAUGACAAAAGAGAGUGCUUACUCAGCACGAGCGAGCGCAAACCGCUGGAAAAUCAGCACACUCCGUCACAGCACGACGAGAGGCGACUAUAAAAGCAUCCACAACUAUGGGUCAAUCUCCAGUCGAUGAUUCGGCGCGCGUGCAAGCAGUUUUCGGAAACACACAUGCACCACCCGCUGUGAGGCAUACCAAUGCAGUGAGACGCAACAAUUGUCAUUGCUUUAAGUGUUGUAAGGAUAUUGCGUUAUAAAAAAGCAAUAACGGAAAUAAAAGUGUAUUCAUGCAAAUUAAGUUGGAAUCCGGCCGGCUUAUAUACUUACAUAAAUUUUUUGCAAAACAAUUACGGAAAACCGCAAUGUAAAUUUUCAGUCAAAGUGUUUGCAACUCCAGCAGCUUUUCAGGAAAUUCAAACCAACAUAUAAACAUGUAAAAAAGGAAUUUUUAAAAAACUCUGUUGUUCUUGUGCAAAUAGGCAACACGCAAUACAUAAACACUUUGGUUGCUUUGUGAGUUUAAUUGUAAUUUCGUGGUUAAUUACAAUUAAUUUGUGUGGCAGUGAAAAGCUUACAGCACGCACUGGAGUAUAAAUAUCUACUCACAUAAAUACAUAACACAAUAACACGUAUUUAUGUAUGAUUGGGAAAAAGUUGUGUGGUUUUUAAGCUCGUUCAAAGUGAAAAAAAUGAAAGAAUCGUUGGUUAAACAAUUCGAUGAAUUUCGUGAAGCCAUAAACUAAUCACGCAUAGUUAUUCAAAGAUUUCGCAACACAAUUCUUGGCUUGCUUUGCCAAGCCACUUCACGAAGGAACUAUAAAAACUGAGAAGAGUACUUCAAAUGCGACUAAAAAUGGAUUAUGAAAUUCAGACGUGACUUUUGCCCUAAAACGAAUUUUCAAGGAAUCCGAUAACUCAUGAGAUACUCACAAAACAACCACAACGCUGGGCUGGUGAAGAAAAUCAUCUAAAAUCUGGUAUUUUGUACAAAACUGCACCAACUCUGCUUGCACUGUACUCCACCAACAUCGGCUCUCCAGUUUCUUUUGAAGAGUUCGACAAUUGAAGUCCUUGCCUGCGUGUACAAUAUAAUAGCAACAACGACAGCAGCUAGCAACGACGACAUUUUAAGGUCCCUUAAAGGCACAAAUCUUUGCUAGCCUCAAAAUCAUAACAUUAACAACAAAGCGGAAAACUUGAGCUCGACAAACUACAGCUCUACAACGCAAGGAAAAAUUCACAAACAAGUAGGCCGGGCGUAAAAAAAAUCUAAGAAAUGUGCAUCAACAAGCAACCGUGGCCAUUGCUUCUCGCCUGCAUCGUGCUCUGUCCAGCGUUGCUUUUUUCCAGCACACACUCAACACCAAUCGCAGUGAAAAGUGGACGCGAACCAGCGCCCUGUGUCCAUGAUAGCAUCUCAGAGCUGAUCAAAAAAAGCCCAGUCAUACUGAAGGCUCUCGGCGCACACAUCUUCACAGACGACGUCAGCACCAAUGAGUUACUAAAUGCUGUGCAAGCAGGAGCUAGUCCGCCCGAAGUCGCUGGCGGCGCUGUCAAUGGCGAGCUGAAAUGGCAGAAUGUGCAAAAUAAUUUGUUUGCAUCAGCAACAUUUCACAAGGCUAGUGGCAGGCCUUCAGCAGCUGACGGCGCAGCCCGACAAAGACAGAUGCAGCCAAAGCAACAACCUUUGGAUAUUUCAGGCUGGCAACGCAGUCCGAAUGCUGUUUCUUCGGACACCUCAAGUACUGUUGCAUCAGCGACGGCAGCGGCAGCGACAGCAGCAGCAGCAGCAGCAGCAGCAAGCACGAGCCGUGUGUUGGACGAGUCCAUUUUAAUAACAUUAACACCGGAAACGAUAUACAAAGGCGCGUCACUCUUGAAAAUGACACCCGGCAGGGAAACUGCCGCAAGAGAGGGUGGCGGCGGUGGAGGAAACAUUGGCAGAGGCAUUGGGCACAGCGGGAGCUAUGGCACUGCAAGCAGCGCCAGCACAGCGUCCGAGUCUGCGUAUCAGUAUGAAGGCCAGUUGAAUGCAACUCUGCAGCCUUUGUCAUGUUUCGAUAGAAACCUUUUGAAAAUUUUACCCACAGAAUUAAUUAUUUUCGGCAAAUUGAUGACCGUACAGCAACAACAGCAACUGUCAUUACCUGAUGGAUUGCAUACAACUCAACAGAAUGACUUUUUAUUGAUCAGCAUAAAUGGUUUACAUCGCUGGAGUCCACAAUUUGAGAAUCACAUCUGGAAGCAUUUGGGUUGGGAUGAUUGGAGUGAUUUCACGCUCUGCAGCGUUACAUGCGGCAAAGGUGUGCAACAAAGAUUCCGGCGAUGCCUGCUCGAUAAUCCGAUGGUGAAUUUCAACAUGCAGCUAAACCUCAAUGCAGCUUCCGAUGAGGAUGAUGAUGCGGCCGAUGAAGAUGUGGUUGCCCGUGAUACGCUGAGCGUCGCCGAUUUUACCAACACUCACCUAUCGGGUAAUACGUUAGUAGACCCCAAUGGUGAAACCUUUGAUAAUCCAUUCGCUAACGGUAGAGCCGAGCAACAAAAUCGAAAGAAUUCGAUUGAAAAUGACAAAGGCGGCGAUUUACGCAAGUUGAAUGGAAAUGCGGAAACUCAGGGCGAGGCCUCUGCGGAGGAUGACGCCAUCACCGCUUCUGCGACAUCAAAUAAACACGCGGGCUACAAAAUUAAUAUAUCACAUAAAUCCAAUUUGAGGCAAACAACUACACCGCUGGCGUCAUUUGUUGGCCAAGCAACCGAAGCCAAUGAGUUGGAUGGCCGAAUUGAUGAUAUGAAGCACAAGAACACCAGCGACAGUGACAACGAUGAAUUGAUGCGGACAUUCGAAGGUAAUCUAAGAGUAAAUGAGGAAAAUUUUUUCGCCAGCAACGGUUUGAAAGUAGGGAAUAAAGAAGCUGAAGAACGACCGCAAAAUAACGAUGGCGAAGGACAAAUAACAAACUCCACGCAUCGUCAACAUAAGCGCCGAAGGCCAAUGAAAAGCUAUUCGACAAUGUUCUGUGAGGGCUACAAUAUUGAGCAGCGCAAUUGCAACGCCUUCGAGUGCAACGAUGACAUAAGUGACUUAUUAAAAUUUUAUAAAAAGUUCCCUGUGCCAGAGGAUGCGGCGAAUCCUGCAACUGUUUCAGCACAAUCUCCACAAGUAAUGCCACCUGCAGUUGAUAGCUUCGUAUCAGCAACAACAACAAUCACAAUGGUUACAUUAGAAGCGACCAUGGCAGGUGCAGUGGGAGCGAGCGGACCGUUGGCAGGAGUUGCUAUGACAGUUGAUUUGACUGGCAAUGCGGAUACAACAGGCGCCACAUCAGCUCUUGACAUCAACAACAACAACAACAGCGCUGCAACUGGCACUAGUUCAGGCGGUGUUAUCAGUGAUGCUGGCGCAACAUCUGGUGUUGGCAACUCACUUGGCGUCGAAGCGACGAAUGCAAAUGCUUUUGGCAGCCCAGCAACUAUUGCCAGCAAUUCACCUUCGACGACACCAGCGAACAUGGGCUAUAUACGUAGCUGGCGGAAUCCGUUGAAUUUUACGAUAAUGCUAACGUUGCGAGUUCGAAAUGACAGCAAAACCGCAACGACUAUUUUCUCCAUACGCAACGCCACACACAACAUGUAUUUGGAAUCGUGCAAGGAUGGGCUACGCUUGUAUCUGGAGCGGGACGGCACCACUGAAAUGCUGCCAGUGAAAUUUAAUUUAUACGAUUUUCGUUGGCAUCAAGUGGCCAUCAGUAUACAAAAUGGUGAUUUUAUUUCCAUUUACGUGGAUUGUUCCUGGACAAAUAGUUUUGUCGUGUCGAAGCGCCUAUACACACUGCCGCUGGAUGCGGAUGUGGAAAUUGGGCGAGGCUUUAAAGGUGAACUACAACAAUUACUUGUGCUGCCCGAUAACCAAGAACGACAGCAAUGCUCCAAUAAACGUACAUCAAUAAAUGAGGUGAAACGGUACAUUAUCGACACGUUCAUCGAUGAUUACGGUAAUUAAUUAGCGACAGUUGGAUAAUUGAAAUGCAGCCAAACCCAACCAUAAAUAAAAACAGAAACAAACAAGUUACUUACAUAUGCAUGAUGUAUCAGAUAAAUAUAUGAGUAGGUAUGUACAUACAUCAAUAAUAAUAUUCAGCUCUUAAUGCUGCAAAAACAUA
Molecule: messenger RNA, 5831 nt
Organism: Ceratitis capitata (Mediterranean fruit fly)
Lineage: Eukaryota; Metazoa; Arthropoda; Insecta; Diptera; Tephritidae
Exons: 11
Coding region: 2948-5671 (907 amino acids)
Source: RefSeq, a predicted model, not a curated record